UGAGUGGUAAUGAACACGAACAUAUGUUUUAUAGUGCUUGCUAUCUGAGAGGUGUUCAUUAUCUCGGUACUCGGGGCAACAAGAAGUGAAUCAAACAGUCGAAUUUAACAUUAAUUACAAAAUUGUUUUUUAAAUAAAUAGUUUUUGUUAAGUAAUUGUUUUUUCACCGCUGAAUAAAUUCGAUUUAAUCGCUUGUAUCAAAUUCGUGAAAUUUUGAACUUCAUAUAGGAUACAAAUAAGUUCCAGAAAAUACAUAACACAGUAUGUCUGGAGAUUAUUAUUCUGUACUGGAAGUCACUCCGAACGCUUCGUUAAGUGAUAUAAAAAAAUCUUACAGAAGAUUAGCAUUGAAAUGGCACCCUGACAAAAAUCCAGAAAAUCAAGAACAAGCAAACCGAAUGUUUAAAGAAAUUUCAGAAGCAUAUGAAGUCUUAUCUGAUGAGGCAAAGAGAAAGUUGUAUGAUGAACAGCGUAAAAGAAAAGUGUCCGCAUCGUCCAGACCAUUCUUCUACAACUUCUUUGAAAGCCCGUUCCAUCGUUAUUUCGACAAAAAACGAAAAAUAUACAACCAAUAUGGCAAAGAUGGUCUGAUAAACGGUGGUUCUGGAAAUGGUGGACGUCGCAGAAGUAAUCAACGAAAUCCAGGGUUCUUUGAUCCAUUUGGCCAAGAUUUUGGACCUGGUUUCUUUAGCUUUUCGUUCAGAGAUCCUGAAGAUGUGUUCAAGGAAUUUUUCAAUACGUCAGAUGUUACAGAUCUUCUAUUCCCUGGUCAAAGAUUCAGUAACGGACAUCAGGAAAUAUCUUCAAUGAUGAAUCCAUUUGGAUUUGGAGGUUUUGGAGGUGGUUUCGGUUCUGGAUUUGAUACUAUGUUCUCAAUGGCGAAUAAUGGAUAUUCUGGUCAUAAUGUCAAUGGUGGUAAUAUGAAAAGAACAUCAAUAUCUACCCGGUUUUCAAAUGGGAAAAAAAUUACCACCAAAAAGACUUUUGAACAUGACACAGAAAUAGUGGAAACGUACGAAAAUGAUACGCUCAAAUCGAAGACUAUUAAUGGUGUGGCGCAAGCAAUCACAUAUGGCCAUUAGCUUGAUCUCCUCCCCUCCCACCUCAUUAUCUACCAGAAAACCAUUAAUAAGCGAAUGCAUAAAACUAUGUGUUAAUGUAUAAAUAUAAUGGGAAAAUAGAUAUAAAAUCAAUUUUUUUUUUUUU
This is a messenger RNA of Melanaphis sacchari, 1206 nucleotides long. RefSeq names its product dnaJ homolog subfamily B member 6-like. NCBI's taxonomy places the organism in Eukaryota, Metazoa, Arthropoda, Insecta, Hemiptera, Aphididae. The record is from RefSeq and is a predicted model, not a curated record. Gene Ontology annotation, molecular function: Hsp70 protein binding. Bases 264 to 1082 code for a protein of 272 amino acids. The transcript is spliced from 7 exons.